AUGGCUACGUCAGGGGACAAGUACUCCGUCAUUCUUCCUACCUACAACGAGCGCAAGAACCUGCCAAUCAUCUCUUGGCUGCUUGAGAAGACCUUUAGAGAAAAUAACCUCGACUGGGAGAUUAUUAUCGUGGACGAUGGAUCCCCUGACGGGACGCUAGAGGUCGCGAAACAGCUCCAGAAGCUCUGGGGUCCCGAGCACAUCGUUCUGAAGCCACGGGCUGGGAAACUGGGUCUGGGAACUGCCUACGUUCACGGCCUGCAGUUCGCGAAAGGCAACUUCGUCAUCAUCAUGGACGCCGACUUCAGCCACCACCCCAAGUUCAUCCCCGACAUGAUCAAGAUCCAGAAGGAGACCAACGCCGACAUCGUGACCGGAACGCGAUACGCGAAGCGUGGAAAUCAGAGGGGUGGCGUUUAUGGCUGGGACCUGUUCCGCAAGUUCACGUCGCGAACGGCGAACCUCAUCGCGGACGUCAUGUUGAUGCCGGGAGUCAGUGAUCUGACCGGGAGCUUCCGUCUGUACAAGAAGAACGUGCUGGAGAAGGUCAUUACCAGCACCCAGAGCAAGGGCUAUUCGUUCCAGAUGGAGAUGAUGGUCCGCGCCAAGGCCCUCGGCUACAAAGUCGAGGAGUGCCCGAUCACGUUCGUGGAUCGUCUCUACGGAGAGAGCAAGCUCGGCGGUGACGAGAUCGUCGAGUAUCUCAAGGGCGUUUUCCUUCUGUGGCUGAAGGUCUGA
This is a messenger RNA of Rasamsonia emersonii CBS 393.64, 738 nucleotides long. RefSeq names its product Dolichyl-phosphate beta-D-mannosyltransferase. Lineage: Eukaryota; Fungi; Ascomycota; Eurotiomycetes; Eurotiales; Trichocomaceae. Gene Ontology annotation, biological process: GPI anchor biosynthetic process; protein O-linked glycosylation via mannose. Gene Ontology annotation, cellular component: endoplasmic reticulum membrane. The transcript is spliced from 2 exons. Gene Ontology annotation, molecular function: dolichyl-phosphate beta-D-mannosyltransferase activity. The coding region runs from base 1 to 738 and encodes 245 amino acids. The record is from RefSeq and is a predicted model, not a curated record.